This is a messenger RNA of Siniperca chuatsi (mandarin fish), 4261 nucleotides long. It is a transcript of the gene nt5c1aa, whose product is annotated as 5'-nucleotidase, cytosolic IAa. Gene Ontology annotation, cellular component: cytosol; cytoplasm. The coding region runs from base 520 to 1683 and encodes 387 amino acids. The transcript is spliced from 7 exons. Gene Ontology annotation, molecular function: nucleotide binding; 5'-nucleotidase activity; magnesium ion binding. Gene Ontology annotation, biological process: adenosine metabolic process; nucleotide metabolic process. Lineage: Eukaryota; Metazoa; Chordata; Actinopteri; Centrarchiformes; Sinipercidae. The record is from RefSeq and is a predicted model, not a curated record.
CAGAGAGGGAGGCACUGAGUGGGGAAAGAGAGAGACACAGAGAUAGCAGCAGAUGGACUGCUGCACAGCCUGCAACACACUUAGAAAGGAUAGACUAUGUAUGUGGGACAGUGUGUGUGUGUGAAUGCAUAACACAGAAACUGUGUGUAGGAGAAUGGUUGUGAAUGAGUGAGGGUUUGCCAGCAAGCGUCUUGUAUGUCCUCCGGAAUUGGAUGCAGUGAGCAAUAAUCCUCUUGAGGAAAAAAAGGAUACAGACAAGUGAACAGGAGACAGAAGAGUGAACACUUUCGCUCUUCACACUUCGGCUGCUUUCACAGGGCAGGUGCAUGCCCAGCAAACCACGACAGUAAGCCUAUUAUCAAUGUACGUGAUAGGAGUAUCUGGAUAAAUGCUACGGACCGUAGCGGGACAUUUUGUUUAUUUGAUUUUCCCAAAGAAGAGAAUUGUGUCUUUAUCAAAGGUAGAGAAGUCAGGAUAGGUUGAAGGGCACCUUUGGGAGCGCAGAGAGGGGGAUUCUCUAUGGUGAAGAUGAGCCUGGACCCUGUGCAGGUAAUUAGCGGACACGUCAAGGAGCUCAAAGUUGCCCCUUCGUCUAACGGGGACAGCAGAGGAUCAUGGGAAGAGAAAGAAGAGUUUGAUCAAGACCAGUUGGGCCACAGCACCAAGCCAAAACCAGUGACAGGGAGACGAGCCCGGAAGGUGGAGGGAGGCGUGUUCUUCCCGAAGCCAGAGAACGCAGUGACUGUCGCUGUUUCCUCUCGGGUCUUGUUUCGGACUGAGCGGGAGCAGAAGGUGUUUGAGCAGAAAGGAGUGGAGGAGUAUCUGAGAUACCAAAUCGAACACGAGAACGAACCCUUCGCCCCGGGACCCGCUUUCCCCUUCGUCAAGGCUCUGGAGACAGUGAACGCUCGUCUGCGGGAUCUGUACCCACAAAGUGAAGAACUGUUUGACAUUGUUUUGGUGACGUACAACCACGCACACGUAGGAAUCCGGCUCAUCAACACCAUCAACCAUCACAACUUGUUCAUUGAGAGGUUUUGUAUGACGGGGGGAAGCAGUCCUAUUGGCUACCUGAAGGCCUGGCAGACCAACCUCUACCUGUCCGCUGACGCUGACAAGGUCAGGGAGGCCCUGGCUGAAGGCAUUGCAGCAGCCACAAUGUUCAUGACAGAGAAGCUGACAGAGGUAUCAGAGUCCCAGCUGAGGGUGGCAUUUGAUGGUGAUGCCGUCCUCUUCUCAGAUGAAUCUGAGCGCAUCUUCAAGGCCCACGGGCUGGACAAGUUCUUCGAACAUGAGAGGGACAACGAGGACACGCUAUUGGAUCAUGGUCCCCUGAAGGGCUUCCUGGAGGUACUGGGGAAGCUCCAGAAAAAGUUUUACGCUAAAGGCCAGCGCCUGGACUGUCCCAUCCGAACAUACUUGGUCACAGCUCGUAGCGCAGCCAGCUCUGGGAUCCGGGCGCUGAAGACACUCAGGGCCUGGGGCUUGGAGAUUGACGAGGCCUUGUUCCUUGCAGGAGCACCGAAGGGCCCCAUGCUGGAGAAGAUCCGGCCUCACAUCUAUUUUGAUGAUCAGAUGUUUCAUGUGGAGGGAGCGGCUGAGAUGGGCACCAUCGCUGCCCAUGUGCCUUACGGCAUUGCACAGAAACAUAACCCCAAACACAACACCGGUGUGGGGAAGUAGACAGCAGGACUUCAGAUGCCAAUGGCACAGGCAUCCAGCCAGAAACAGAACAAAAGAAGAAGGAUGGGAUGGAGAAACAUCUUAGAGAAGAGCCAAGUGAAGUUGCAAGGUUUCAUAGAGCUUGGAAAGAUGAACUCGUACUGAAUUGUAUGUGGAAAUGCAUCAUUUCCAUACUGUAGCAAUUGUAUUGUAAGUUUGUUUUAUCACAGUGUAAACUGUCUCAGCUUAAUGCUAUCAUGUUAGGAGUUAGAUACAGGUCUGGGUAGAGGUCAAGUAGAGGCCCGGAACCUGAAAUGAUCUGGAUCCCAAGUGGCCCUUCAGCUUUACAUUUCAAAGCCUCAGUCUACUCAAUACUUAAGUUUUUUUGUCAAAUCUUGCUUCAUACAGGAAUUUUGUAAGGUGCUUGAUUGCCAUGGUGACCUGCUAUUUCUCUCACUACUACUUGUCUUCAUAAAAAAAGACACCUCUUCGGUGAAUGCUGGAGGAUACCGAGUGAAUAGCUUCACUGAUAUUUACAUGACUCCUGUUUAAGUAAAGCACAGAGACUACACUGUAUGUCGUCAAUAAAUGAGCCAUAAGCACAAUGCAGAGAUAUUAUAAGGUUCAAAAUUAUAGUGAUGUACUGUAGCACAAGUCAUAAUUUAAAGUUUGUGUCAAUGAGUUUGACUUCACAAGCAUGUAAAAUAGUUUGUUUGCAAUGACAAAAUAUGUUGUAUAUUACUGAACAUAGCAAUAUUAUCUACUAUUGUGUUAGUCCAAAACAAAUAUAGAAAGCCAUACGUUUCAGCUUGUGCCUUAAUUUCAAUGAAGACACUAUUUUUAGCCAUACUAGCAGUCGGUCCAGUGCUUUGGUCCAGAGUGAAAUAUCUCAACAACUGUUGGAUGGAUUGCCAUAAAAUUCAGUACAGACAUUUAUAGUCCACAGAGAAUGAAACCUAAUGAAUUUGGUGGUGAUCCCAUGAUUUUUCAUAUAGCUUCACAGGUCAGAAUUGUACAAAAUUACAAAAUUUAAGUUUCAGUCAAUGACAGAACACCUAAAGCUAGUGACCCCCUUCGCCUCAGCUGUACACAAUACCAUUAGAAUGCUAAAGUUUCCCUUAGUAUGAUAAAUGUAUUUCAUAUUACAGAAGAAAGUGUAUUAUUUUAUUAUUCUGUUAGUCCAAAACAAAUAUAGACAGCCAUAAGUGGGGUCAUUUAGUUUCAAUGAAUACACUAUUUAUAGCCAUGCUAGCAGCGUGAUCUUGGUCCAGAGGGAAUAUUAUUUUAUUAUUCUGCUAGUCCAAAACAUUUAAAGGCAGCCAAAUGUUUCAGUGGGUGCUUUAUUAGUUUCAAUUGAUGCACCUUUAUAGCUAUGCUAGGAGUGUGUUCCACUUUGGUCCAGAGAAAUAUCUCAACAACUUCAGUGUCAACAGUUCAAAACUGAAUGAAUCACUUCAGUUCAUGACACAGCACCUUUAAAAAUAACUAAACUGAAUUCCCAGCAGUUGCAGCUGUACACUAAUUGUGAACUUUAGCAUGCAAAAGUUUACCAUGCUAGCAUGCUAAUGUUAAUGUUUUUAAAGCUGAUCUGAGCCUAAGCACAGGGUAUACUGAUUAAAGUUGAGUGAAUUCUGACACUUCAGGUCUGAAAUGUCCCUAAAUGUCCCCAUGAUGUAUAGAAUACAACAACAUGGCCUUGCUCACUCAGGCCAAAUGUUAGGCUACCUUUCUGCUCCACUAGUAUAAGAAGAAGAAAAGCAAAGUUUUAUCUUCAUGUUUAAUUCACCCAACAAUUUAGCUUUCUAGCGUAUAUAAUGAGUAUAACAGCCUUACGCGCCUUCAAUGGCUAUUCUUGUUUAAAAGUCACCCUGUUGCUAAUAUGAGGGCAUUACAGCUUCUGUGCAGAGUGUUGUGGUUUCUCACCAACUGAAGUAUCACAAAAACAAAUGUUCAACAAGAAGCUAGCUUGAUUUUACUGCCCUCUCCUGUAUAUCAAAGCUAGUACAAAGUCAUCCUCUGCUAAGGUGGCAUUGAUUGAUGUUGUAAAGUUUAACCAAUUUAACUACAUCUGGCAAUGAACACCCAAACGGCAAUCAAUACGUUGUUUCCAUUACAGUAUGACUUUUGUUUGAUUGAAAAACAUGAAUUUGUCUUUCAUUGACAAAAUGGCCGCAGUGGCCUUUUGAAAAUGUCAAUCCACUUCACAUCACUCUGUCACUGCUGGCAAGUCCUCAGAAAUCCUCCACCAGUUGUAUAUUUAGCGAUGCUUCAUUACACCUCAUCAGCCUUCUGAGGGCCUUGAAGCUCAGGAAAGUGACAAGCAAUCCACCAGUUUAAUUUCCCAGACAAAACACAUAAUUAAACAGAUGUGUGUUUUGGCAGACGUUUGCCCUAAACUGAUGGCUGACUUAUCAGAGGAUAAAGUUUCAGUUCGAUGAGCUAAUCAGGGCAGUAUGGAAUUUAGAGGGACAUUCAGGAAUAGAUUAAUGCAGAUGAAGUAAUGUUUGAACACAGUUUAUGACGACUUUAUUGACACGUGAAAAAAAUGGCAUUGCAAUAAGAAAAUGUACAUGAACAAUAAAUGAAGAUGUAAAUUAAA